Telopea speciosissima is the source of this 1371-nucleotide messenger RNA. RefSeq names its product probable sodium/metabolite cotransporter BASS4, chloroplastic. The transcript is spliced from 14 exons. Gene Ontology annotation, cellular component: chloroplast envelope. Bases 62 to 1345 code for a protein of 427 amino acids. The record is from RefSeq and is a predicted model, not a curated record. Lineage: Eukaryota; Viridiplantae; Streptophyta; Magnoliopsida; Proteales; Proteaceae.
UUCAUAUUCAGUGGUUGCUGUCUCUUACCUCUUUCUCGUUCAGAAGUUACAGAUCCUUGGAAUGGCGGGAACUCUUCAAACGCUAGUUUACAGACAUGCAACUGUCAGUAACGGAAAUUCUUGUCAGAGAAAACAUAUUGUUCCGGCUCAUUAUAUCCUAUUCCGUGGCACUUCUCUCGCUUGUAGCCCUAAUUCGUCAAUCCUCUGGAAAUCCGGUCCUCUUUCUCGAACUAUCAGAGCAAAAGAAAGAUUUGAUCAGGUAGAUCAUGAUCGAAAUCAGAAUGGUAGGAUUAUGGAUUCAGCAACUGAGUUAUCAUGGGCGAAAUCAUUAUUAGAUUUCGCUGCCACUAACUUCCUUCCAAUAGCUCUUGUUGGCGGAAUAGCUUUAGGACUUGCAAACCCUGGUCUUGGUUGUCUUGCCAACAAAUAUUCUGUAUCAAAAUUUAGCACUUUUGGGAUUUUUCUCAUCUCAGGGCUGACGUUGCAGAGUAAGGAAAUUAGUGCCGCAGUAAAAGCAUGGCCUGCUGGACUGUUUGGGCUAGUUUCCAUUUUGUUAUUAACUCCCUUCCUUUCAAGGAUUAUUUUGCAACUUAAGCUGUCCCCACAAGAAUUUGUCACAGGUUUAGCUAUUUUUAGCUGCAUGCCAACAACAUUGUCUAGUGGAGUGGCAUUGACACAGCUUGUUGGGGGAAACUCAGCUCUUGCCCUUGCGAUGACGGUGAUAUCAAAUCUGUUAGGCAUUUUCAUUGUACCUCUUUCCCUCUCAAAGUUCAUAGCAGCUGGAGUUGGUGUUCCUGUUCCAACUGAGCAACUGUUUAGAAGCCUUAUUGCUACACUUUUGGUCCCUUUGAUAUUAGGGAAGGUCACUCGAGAUAUAUUCAAUGGUGUGGCAGAGUGUGUUGAUCAGAACCGUAAACUUUUCUCCAUGAUCAGUGCUAUUUUCCUCAGUCUUGUUCCAUGGAUACAAGUGAGCAGAUCAAGGCCAUUGCUUUUAAUGGUUAAGCCAGCUGUAUUUUUUGUAGCCAUUUUGAUGGGAACAGUCCUGCAUCUCAUCCUAUUGGCUUUGAAUGCUCUUUUAAUAAAGAUCCUUUCGAGUGUCCCUGGUGGUAGAGAAUCAGUUUUUGCCAAGAAAGAGAAUACCCGUGCGGUUGUAAUUGUUGCAAGCCAGAAAACACUUCCUGUAAUGGUAGCAGUUGUGGAGCAGCUCGGUGGUGCUCUUGGUGAAUCAGGCUUGCUAGUUCUUCCAUGUGUCGCAGCACAUAUCAACCAGAUCAUCGUUGACUCUUUUCUAGUAAACUUCUGGCUCCAAAAGGAUCAGUCAUCUAACAAUGCCAAGGAAGCAUGAAACAUGGACAAGAAAAUUUGAGGAAG